UAGUAUUUCUUCGAUGGUAGUGGUAGCCGGAACGUACGCGCAGACAUACGCGGUACUUUUACAUUCGAAGUUCCAGUUCGGAAGCGCAGAGCAGUCAAUACAAUUUCGCGUUCCUAUUCCGUAUUCGAAGUAAUUUUUAUGUGGGCAUUAACGUAAAUUGAAAAGAAAAAAUGUCUGAACAUGUGGAAGAACUCGUUGAAGAGGAAAAUUCAGUUACUAUGUUGGAUGUACUCCGAGAAGAGAAUCAAUUGGAAGAAGACGCAAACGCAGUUUUGGGAGCGUCCGACGACAAAAAUUGCACUUACUGCAAGGGUUAUACGCGACAAGCCCUUUAUGCAUGCAGAACUUGUUGCCAAAAGUCUGUGAGAGCAGCGGUUUGCCUGGCUUGUAGCUUUCAUUGCCAUGAAGGUCAUGAACUCAUCGAAUUAUACACCAAAAGGCACUUUAGGUGCGAUUGUGGCAAUUCGAAAUUCGGAGGAAGGAAGUGUAAUCUGGUCGCCUCGAAGGACCAGUUAAAUUCUGAAAAUCAGUAUAAUCACAAUUUCGAUGGACUGUAUUGCACUUGUGAGAGACCUUAUCCGGAUCCUGAUGAUACCGUUAACGAUGAGAUGCUGCAGUGCAUAAUCUGCGAAGAUUGGUAUCACUCAAAGCAUCUAGAAUGUGAAAAGGAAAUGCCAGCCGAUGGUGCGUACGAUGAAAUGAUUUGUGCUGGCUGCAUGAAAAACAACGAUUUCCUGUGGAAUUAUGCCUGUAAAUACGCAGUAAAUAUGAGCGACGAUAAAGGUGCCAAUGAUAAGGAGGAAAAUAAACCAGUCGACGUUGAAGCUGUCGCCAAGCAGUGUACGAUGCCAACGAAGAAUAAUCUUGGGAAAGAGACUUCAUUCCGGGGCAGCUGCUUUUGGACAGAAGGCUGGAGAUCCGCGUUAUGUACUUGCGAUACGUGUAAAGAGCUCUAUAAAGAGAAGCGAAUGAUGUUCCUUCUCGAUCCGACGGAUAGCGUGCACGCUUACGAGGAAGCGGGUAAGGUCAAUAGCCGAGAAUCGCAGUACGAGAAAGGUAUGAAAGCGCUCGCCUCUUUAGGUCGGGUCGAACAGCUAACAGCGAUCGAAGAAUACAAUAAUAUGAAAGAACGAUUGAUACAGUAUCUGCAAAAGUUUGUCGAGAACAAGAAGGUCGUGCGGGAAGAGGAUAUAAAGGAAUUCUUCUCGCAAAUGGAAUCGAAGAAGCGCCCGAAAGUGGUGGUACCAACGUAUUGCCGUUAAAGGGAAUCUGUCUUUCCUUUAUUAACGGAGACAACAAUUUAUACAUAUUACAUUGUGAACAACUACGUUUUAUUUUUACUUAUUUUUUUUAUGUGUAAUGUAUUAAAUUCUAUAUUUUCGAUAAUUGAUUUUAAAGUAGCUUCCGAUAAAUCGGUGAAUGUAUGUGUGUACGUAUGUGAGAAAGAACAAAAUAAAAAAAUAAUAUCGAUCA
This is a messenger RNA of Ceratina calcarata, 1473 nucleotides long. RefSeq names its product putative E3 ubiquitin-protein ligase UBR7. Gene Ontology annotation, cellular component: cytoplasm. Gene Ontology annotation, molecular function: zinc ion binding; ubiquitin protein ligase activity. The transcript has 7 exons. The record is from RefSeq and is a predicted model, not a curated record. The coding region runs from base 171 to 1262 and encodes 363 amino acids. NCBI's taxonomy places the organism in Eukaryota, Metazoa, Arthropoda, Insecta, Hymenoptera, Apidae.